Procambarus clarkii (red swamp crayfish) is the source of this 584-nucleotide messenger RNA. RefSeq names its product cuticle protein 19-like. Gene Ontology annotation, cellular component: extracellular matrix. The record is from RefSeq and is a predicted model, not a curated record. NCBI's taxonomy places the organism in Eukaryota, Metazoa, Arthropoda, Malacostraca, Decapoda, Cambaridae.
CACACACACACCACAACACAUCCCUCUCCACCGCCAUUCCUUCACCAGGUCACACAACGCUCGCUAUGAUCCCCAAGGUGGCCCUGGUUAUGGUGGUGGUGGUGGGUAUGGGUCUCGCUGCCCCUGAAGACCGCUACGGUGCCCCUGGACCACAACCGGCUUACAACCAGGUUGUGAUCCCCUACAACUUCGAAUACGGCGUCAAGGACGAAUAUGCCGGCACUGACUUCAGCCAAGCCGAGGAAUCUGAUGGGAAAACUGUCACUGGUUCCUAUACUGUUCAACUUCCCGACGGCCGCAAACAGACGGUAACCUACGUUGCUGACGACUACGGUGGCUACCGGGCUGAGGUCAGUUACUACGGUGAAGCCCAGUACCCCUACGAAUACGGUCCCCCCAUCACCUUCAAGCCCCAGUACCAGCCCUCGUACCAACCCCAGCCCUCAUACCAGCCUGAGCCUGUCUACCAAUAGUACCAGAUUUAGCAUAAUCGCCAUGCCAUAAUGUUAAUACAUUUAUAUCGACUUCAGGGGGUAACUUAUAUUUAAGGUUUAUAUUAUUAAAUAAAUAUUCCAUUAUAUAAA